AUGGAGAUGAUCAGCAAUAGAGAAAACCCAAUUGAGAAGAAGAGCUUUGGUGGAACUGUUUCACUACUGCAAGGUGAUGAACACUUCUUCAAUAGAGUUCUUUCAAGAGAAUCUGCAAAGGGUUUUUCUUCACGUAUUUAUUAUCGAAAUGCUGGAGUUGUUCCUUUCGAAUGGGAAGCACAGCCAGGGAAACCUAAAAAUAACCCACCAGAAAACCAAUCACACCUUCCGCCGCUUAAUCCACCGCCAGCAGUGUUGAGCUCAGGCUUUGCACGCCCUCCAUGUAUCCCACCAGUCAAGGAGACAAUCCCUAUAAGGGUUUGGAAGAAGAUCAAGAGAAGUGUACGUGGAAAUAAGAAGAAUCAAAUUGAAAUUUUGGAGAAAAAGGAACAUUUUGUAACUAACAAUAAUGGUGGUGGUUCAGAAUGUGGCCAAAAAAUUGAGUUUUGGAGUUCAGACUGCGAGUCUUUUUCAUCACCAGCUCAUAAAUCUACUUCUUUGACACCUUCAUCUUCAUCAUCGUCGUCAUCUUCUUCUUUUAAUUCUUGUAAUCGUUCUCCGGUGCCGAUGAUAAGUUCAAAGGAAGAGACGGCACCGGCGCCGGGAGAUCAUUUCGAUGAAAGCAAAAGGUUUGAAGGGAUUAACUUGGCUUGGGGUUGCGCUCCAUGGAAUAUCACUGGAGUUCUGGUUCAUGUAGCUAGUAGAAGAGCUUGA
Telopea speciosissima is the source of this 714-nucleotide messenger RNA. RefSeq lists its product as uncharacterized. Bases 1 to 714 code for a protein of 237 amino acids. The transcript has a single exon. The record is from RefSeq and is a predicted model, not a curated record. NCBI's taxonomy places the organism in Eukaryota, Viridiplantae, Streptophyta, Magnoliopsida, Proteales, Proteaceae.